AUGCAGCGGCCGGGGGAGCCCGGGGUCGCGCGCUUCGGGCCGCCGGACGGCUGCGCCGACCACCGGCCGCACCGCUACCGCAGCUUCAUGAUCGAGGAGAUCCUCACCGAGCCUCCGGGGCCCAAGGGCGCGGCGCCCGCCGCCGCCGCCGCCGCCGCCGCGGGCGAGCUACUCAAAUUCGGGGUGCAGGCGCUGCUGGCGGCGCGGCCCUUCCACAGCCACCUGGCCGUGUUGAAGGCAGAGCAAGCUGCUGUGUUUAAGUUCCCACUGGCACCACUGGGCUGCUCCGGCUUGGGGUCGGCACUGUUGGCCACAGGGCCAGGGCUGCCUGGUGCCCCCGGGACCCCACACCUGCCUCUAGAGCUUCAGCUCCGCGGGAAGCUGGAGGCACCAGGGCCGGGAGAGCCAGGCACAAAGGCCAAGAAGGGUCGUCGGAGCCGCACGGUGUUCACGGAGCUGCAGCUGAUGGGCCUGGAGAAACGGUUCGAGAAGCAGAAGUACCUCUCCACCCCAGACAGAAUAGAUCUCGCUGAGUCCUUGGGCCUGAGCCAGUUACAAGUGAAGACCUGGUACCAGAAUCGGAGGAUGAAGUGGAAGAAAAUAGUGCUGCAGGGUGGGGGACUGGAGUCGCCCACCAAGCCCAAGGGGCGGCCCAAAAAGAACUCCAUCCCCACGAGCGAGCAGCUCACGGAGCAGGAGCGCGCCAAGGAGGCAGAGAAGCCGGCAGAGCCGCCCGCAGAGGUCAGCGAUCCACCGGAGCCGUGA
Molecule: messenger RNA, 765 nt
Organism: Sorex fumeus (smoky shrew)
Lineage: Eukaryota; Metazoa; Chordata; Mammalia; Eulipotyphla; Soricidae
Gene: BARX1
Product: BARX homeobox 1
Exons: 4
Coding region: 1-765 (254 amino acids)
Biological process (GO): regulation of transcription by RNA polymerase II
Cellular component (GO): nucleus
Molecular function (GO): DNA-binding transcription factor activity, RNA polymerase II-specific; RNA polymerase II transcription regulatory region sequence-specific DNA binding
Source: RefSeq, a predicted model, not a curated record